CGGCAUGUCAUCGGUAGGGGGUGCUAACAGUGUUGUUUACAAAACUCCGUAACAUGGUUCAUUUAAAUAAGAGUGACAGUUUGUAUAAAAGAAAGGAGUUUCCUUGACGCUGCUCAAAUAUAUACUGGCUGUAUAUAACUUCCUUCCCGGUACCAUAAUAUAAAUUUUAAUACAGAAGAAAAAGAAAAUCAUACAACAUGUUAGGAUUUGAUAACUUAGAGAAAGCUGUUGUAAGUUUGAGCAAAAGUAUCUCUAAUUUCCCUAUUGGCGCGGUUUCCUUGAAUGAUUUCAAACCGAUCGAAGAAAGGAUUAGAGAGACACGAAAAACCUUAAAGGCCUUAAAUGCCAGGUUAUUAAUGCUUAAAACACAAAGUGAAUUUCAAACCAAUGAAUCAGAGGAUGAUAUAGCAGAUACGAUAACAGAAUUGAAUGAUGCUACAUCAUAUGUUUUCUUAAACAGUAUGAAAACUAAACUAUGUUUUCAUUCCUUUACUAUUCGAGAUAUCUUAGCAGGCAAACAAGGAGAUCCUAAUAUGGAAGAAAAAAUUUAUGCCUGUAUGCAUAAAAUAUUUUCCAUUAAUGAUAUUGCAUUGUCACUGCUAAAGGAUAUAGAUGAAGCAAGAAAUAAACAAAUUGAUUUAAAAGUCAAAUGUAGAUAUGUAUUAAUUAAAUAUAAAAGGUUUUUAAAGGAGCAAGAGGAAAUUUGCAACAAAAAAUUACAAGAAACAAAUCCUCAUAUGGCAUUAAAUAAAGCUAAAACAAUGAAGGCUUUAAAAAAUAUAAAUAUCAUGAAGAAAUUGAUUGUGGAUUUCAUUGGUGCUGCCUAUUACAUGUUACACGAUCAUAUAUUUUUAGUAGAAAUGCUAGAAAAACAUAGGGAAUUAAUUAAUAUUGAUACAAUUUUAAAAAUGGCUGAAAGAAAUAUAGAACCCGAAAGUACAGCAAUAGAGGAUUGAAGUUAUUGUUGAUAUAUUUAAAAAGAAAACAUGAAAUAUAAUUACUUUGCUAUAAGAAAUGUAUAUUUAAAUCUCUACCUUAUAUUUUGUACCCCUUUGAUUUACUGCAUUAAUUUAACUUGAAGCUCUGAAUGCAAUUCUUUAUUACAAUAACGUGUAAAGAAAAAAAGAAGGAAAAACAAUUACAUAAAUCAAAAAAGAAAACAUCCAUGAUAUUCAAUAAGAACUCUUUUCUUGUUUUUCUAAGUGUGCAGACACAACACAUAUUUACAGGGAAAAAUUUCGCGCAAUAUCAAUGUCUUUUUUUUUUUUUUCAAUUCUAUUAAAGCGACUUUAUCAGACGGUUUUAUACGUAUAUUAAUUGAUAAAUAACAGUUUAUAAGCCAAUGAUUAUGAGUUGAAAGAUAGGAUUUCGAUCACAGCUUACAAGUACGAUAAAAAUGCAGGGGAGAGUGGUGCACAUUCGUCGACAAGACUAAUGAAAAACUUGUUUCAAUUUCAUAAAUUAUACUCCAUCAUUUGUGAAUGUAACAUUUGAAAUUUUUUAUGGUCCAGUACGUCUUUCAGUCUCGUGUAUUUUCAACAUUAGGAUGUAAACCGCUCUCCACCUUUCUUACGCUUACUGGCGUAAAUACAGAAUCAAUCGGAAAUAGUACUCAAACAAUUUAAUUCUUAUGUACAUUAAUUUCUUAUUUCUUUUCUUUUUUUCGUCUUUAAUAUGUUGUUGGUUUCAUAAGUGGAAAGAAAACGAAUCCACUAAUAUUAUAACAAAAAGCACGUUAAAAGUGAACAAUUUCAUUUCAUUCAUGUAGAAUAUCCUCGCAAAAAACUUCGGACAUCCGUUUUUCUUCUCGUGUAUGUAUGUAUAUAUAUGUAUGUGUGAGUGUAUCUUCCGAGUACAGACAUGUUACGAAAUGGACAAAAAACACUUCGAAGCAUAUUCGAUAUCUUUAAAUUGUCUCUAUAAAUUAGCAAAUGGAAUAAUUACGAUUUUCAUGCUUCUUCGUCCGAUUUCGUCGCAAAGAACACAUCCACGUUUCGCUGACAUUAUUAAGAUUACGUGGUAAUAAAAUUAGUCGGGUCACUGUCCAUCGUCUGACAGUUAUUAAUUACCAUAAUAAUACAGCUUAUUAAUGUCAUUAAUCGCCAUUACUGAUAUAGUUCAUGUAUAUAUAUAUACACAUAUAUAAUAUGUAUAAUGUUUAUAUAAUUUGAAGCUGAUACAUCUCCUCGAUACCCAACAUUUCACAAUUCUCAUUAACUUUUCUCUCGUGUCCAUCGUUAGCGUACAAUCUAUCCAUUCCAAUAAACUUCUAUUUACAAAAUUAAUCGACGCACUCGAUUUCUUUCUGUUUCGUCUGAUAGCACAUCGGUCUCCUCCUCGCUAUAUCGAUAAACAUCUCAAAAUUUCUAUAACAGCAUCAAUCUCACACACUCAUUAUUACAUGGUUCACACUAUUUUUUUUUUCUGUAAUGCACAUGAGCUGCCAAUUCCAUACAAGUGGCAAAAUAAUCAUUGAACACAAGCUACAUAAUCCUUUAGCAACGGAUACACGCUAGAAAAAAAAAAAACUAUAAUAGUUAAAACGCUAAAAGGCAAUACAUUAUCUAAAUCACGUUUGCGGUGUCGCGGAUGAGAAAACAUCGGUAUAAUAAUGAAAGCACGACACAUCGGUUACACGGUUUUCAAUGCAAUUUCAUUUAAAUUAAACGUCGCUAAUCGUUUCGAAGCGAACAUUUAGAGAAAGAAAAAAUAAAAAUGUAUUAUUCGACGUUUAGUUGCUUCACAACGAAAGACAACGAGUUGGAGAUACAAUGGAACGACUUGGAAGAGAUCCCAAAACUUCACAGGUGAUACGUGAGAGUGACGAAAGAAACGAUUAAAAAAGAAAAUAUCGGUACAGAAAAUCAUAAAAAGGUAUCACGUAUCAUCUAUGCAUCGCUUUGCGAUCAAUUCGAGUCACGACACGACGUAUUCGCGUGUCGCAUCCUUCGCGAAUAAUCCGCCAUUUUGUAUUGCAACUUACUCAAAGCGAGGAAAUGAAAGACACGUACACACGGUGAUCUUGGUCCGAUCUGUUCGCACCAAUUUACAAAUAUACAAAUAAUCGCAUUCAAACUCGUCGUUUCAUCGUCAAUAAUGGGAUCGUUUCGUCAUUCGGACGAGGAUAACAGCCAUCCCGUGCAACGAGUACAAGAACAAAGAAAAAUAAAAUAAAGGAUUCAAAAAAAAAAAAAAAA
Osmia lignaria (orchard mason bee) is the source of this 3197-nucleotide messenger RNA. RefSeq lists its product as uncharacterized. The record is from RefSeq and is a predicted model, not a curated record. Lineage: Eukaryota; Metazoa; Arthropoda; Insecta; Hymenoptera; Megachilidae.